UUAGUUUAGGAGGCAUAGAGAACAGACAAUCAAGUUUCUACAGAAAUCAUCCUCAGGUGGCUUACUUACUAUAAGUCUUGGAAUACUGGUUUCUAGACUGAAGGAGUCACUGGGCUUUUCUGUAGUUUUUUUUUUUUAAUCCAUGUUUUGGUUUGUUUUUUUCCACUUACAUUGUCAGCUGUACCAUAAUUGAUUACAACUGAGGCUUCAGUUCCUUAAUUGUGAUGGUGAAAAAUAUUCCCGUAGGCUAGAUAGCACUGAAGAAUUGAGGGCCUAUUUCCAAAUGUGGAUGCUAAAAUUAUGGCACCCAGUUCGGCAUUGAGGUGACUGUGUAUCAGCUCAAGUGCUCCCGUGCAAAACUGGUACCCAGCAUACAUGUGCAACAUUGAAAAUCAAGCUCCCUGAUUCUAACGGUUGCUUUUUCCACUCUUUUCCUCUCAGCUCAAGAUGGCUUUUGUGUCCACACUGAACAGGAAGAUCAAGAACUCUCAUUUGCAGAAUGGCAUAGAUACGGAAAAUCAGGAAACCAAAACCAACUACACAUGGCUUCCUCCCAACUUGCCCAGUAAGUGCACAUGGAAGCCAGGGAAGCCCAUCUCUGAGUCGCCGCAUUCCCACAUGCCCUUGCCGGAAGAAACAAACAUCCUGCCGAAUAUUCUGAAGAAAGUUGGCCGCACCCCUCUGGUUCGAAUCAACAAGAUUGGGAAAGCCUAUGGACUGAAGUGUGAGCUCUUGGCAAAGUGCGAGUACUUCAAUGCUGGGGGGAGCGUGAAGGAUCGAAUCGCCCUGAGGAUGGUGGAGGAUGCCGAAAGAGCUGGGAUCAUAAAACCUGGAGAUACACUCAUUGAGCCAACAUCAGGAAACACAGGAAUCGGGUUGGCCCUGGUUGCUGCAGUGAAAGGCUACCGCAGCAUCAUUGUGUUGCCAGAGAAAAUGAGCAUGGAGAAGGUUGAUAUACUAAAGGCUCUUGGUUCUGAGAUUGUUAGGACUCCAGGCACCAAGUUUGAUUCCCCUGAGUCUAAUGUUUCUGUUGCUCAGAGGCUGAGAUAUGAAAUCCCGAACUCCCAUAUUCUGGACCAGUACCGAAAUCCCGGCAACCCGAUGGCUCAUUAUGACACCACCGCUGAGGAGAUCCUGGAGCAGUGCGAAGGCAAGGUCCACAUGGUCGUGGGUGGAGCUGGCACAGGAGGUACUAUCACUGGCAUUGGCAGAAAGCUGAAGGAGAAGUGCCCGGAAUGCAAAAUUGUUUGUGUAGAUCCCGAAGGCUCCAUUGUCGCUCUGCCCAGUGAGCUGAACACAACAGAGGACACAACCAUGGAAGUAGAGGGGAUUGGACAUGACUUUAUCCCAACUGUCCUUGACAGAUCAGUGGUGGAUUUGUGGUGCAAGUCCAAUGAUGCGGAUUCCUUUCUCAUGGCUCGCAGGCUGAUUAGAGAGGAAGGAUUAUUGUGUGGUGGCAGCUCCGGCAGUGCAAUGGCCAUUGCUGUGAAGGCUGCCAGGAAUCUGACGGAGGGUCAGCGCUGUGUUGUCAUCUUGCCCGACUCCGUCAGGAACUACAUGUCCAAGUUCUUGAAUGAUAGGUGGAUGGGCAAGAAUGGAUUUCUAAAAAAUAUCCAGGAACAUAAGCCUUGGUGGUGGAAUGUCAAGGUGCGGAAGCUGAAUCUCUUGGCCCCUCUCCUUCUUGUCCCAGAGGUCAACUGUCAAAAGGCAAUCGAAAUCCUCAAGGAGAAGGGCUAUGCCCAGGCACCAGUGGUUGCUGAAUCUGGUCACAUUUUGGGAAUGGUGACUCCCAGUAACAUCCUCUCCUCAUUGCUGGCUGGAAAUGCUCAGUUCUCGGACCCAGUCAUCAAGGUCAUCAAUGACCAGUUUUCAAAGAUUAGCCUGGAUGACAACCUUGGAAACCUCUCUAAUAUCCUGGAGAAUGAUCAUUUUGCUAUAGUUGUACAUGAACAGUUGCAAUACAUUGGAGAUGGCAGUUACACCAAGAAACAAAUGGUGUUUGGAGUGGUGGCGGCCCUGGAUCUCCUGAACUUCAUUACCCGAAAGGACAAGAGCCAGCAACAAAAAGUUGCUUCACCAAGAGGCUCUGUUGCCUCAGAUGAAUCUGAAAUAAGCCACUGACAAUUUUUCAAAAUGACAAGGCUAAGAUUUUAAUUGACUAAUCCUUGGUCCCAUAUGUUUGAUUGCGUCCGAAAUUACAUCAAAGGAAUAUGUGGAUCAGGAUAAUCUGACUAAAGAACAAGUUUAAUUAAAAUAAGCAGUUAUACUGAGAUAACAUUACAGCACAACAUUGGGGGGGAUGGUGAGGGGGUUAAUAUAUGGGUCUUAUUGCACAGAUUUUAUAAGACUUGUCUCUUGCUGUUUUCAUGGUUAAUUAACACCUUCUCGCACUUCCUGAGAUGCAUGAUUAUGGCUGGGGCUGGAGCUCUAGCCUUCUCCCAGAUUUCACCCCUGGCUGGGGGAAACCCCUGCUGAUUGGUUGCCUUUCCCAAUCGCCACCCUUCUGAGGAAGAGCAGCCAAUCAGAGCUACUGCAAGCAGAAUUUCUCUUUCCCUCCCCUCAGGGGCAGAUCCCGUUCUUACAGGAGGGGAGAAGGGAGCAUGCAGGACCCAGCAGGUUAGGGCAGCUCUGCUUCCUUUCACUCCAGUGAACAAUGGGAUGGCUCCUCUGCUCCUCCCCCAUCUGCCCUCCAUCCCUGCUACACCUGGCUUGGGAAGGAGAAGCGGUGACCCUGCAGCAGCCCCCACACCAGGGCCUGGGAGAGAGGAGUGAAGACUCUCAGGAGCUGUAGAAAGAGCAGAGAAAAAAUGAAGCCUGAACACUUGCUUUGCCUGUUGCUGAGCUGCUUUUCGCUACCCGAAGCUGCCUGUAAACCCUUGAAACCAGACUGCACUCUUGUCAAAUGUAGCCCAUGCCCUGACCAACACGCAGUGGUGACUUCGGCGAAUACCUGCUGUGCUCCAUGUGCUCCUGCAUGUUCCUGUCCAGAUUACCAGCAAUUUGAAUGCACCAUGCAAGGCUACAAGGAUGGAAACGUCCCUGUGGGGAAAUCUUUCCACAUAGACUUUGCCACCCAACUCUGCACCUGUGUUUCUACAGGGAAUAUCUCCUGCACUUCAGUUUGUCCCACUGUUUCACCUACGUGCAAGGAGACCGGAAGCCCUCCUGAUGGCUGUCCCCAGUGUGUAUGUCCCAUUGACAAUGACAGAAUCGUAAUUGCUGGCAGCACCAUCCCCAGGGACAGUGAGAUUUGUGUAUGUCCCCCUGAAGGAGGCAAACUACUCUGCACCCCAACCACACCUCAGCCCACUACUGUCUAACAAUGAAUAGGCUCUGUUCUCCAAGUAAGCUAAGUAUUGCAGGAGGGCAAAGCUUUUUGUUAUUAGACUAUAAGAGAACUUCCAAAAUAUCUUUGGGCACCCUUAUGGAAAAUCCUAUAGAAUGUACAAGAAAAUAAUGAUUAUUUUGCUAUUGGUGUUUGAAACUGUCCUAUAAAAUGGAAUAGUGAAUUAUAGUCUUGCUGUGGAAUUACAUAGGGCUAAAAAAGAAAACAAAACUAUACAAAGGCAUGCCAUUCUCUAUUAAAUCUUGAAACCAGCUCCAAACAUUUAUAGUAAGGUUAUUAUUUUCUGUUAUGACCUAUAGGCAUUCUCCGUGAUGGUGUCCAGGAAAGUUUGAGUGACUACUGAUAGAACAUAAAUGUAAGAAAAAAAAAUGCAACUAUUUAUAUAUUUAUAAGAUGACUAAACUUGUGUGUGUAUGGACGGGUGGAUGGAUAGCAAUGCUUUUCAUUAAGACACAUUCCAAGCCUGUUUUCAGUUGCUUAACUUUGGCAAACUUUAACCAUUUGGGUUAAAAUUUUCUAGACCAGCUGUCAGCCUCAGGCCUCAUAUAAUUUUUAAUCUUCAGCAUAAAAGUUUCAGCCCAGUCUCAAAAUGAGAUGAAGGGCAAACGGUGUAUUUUUCCAUGUUAGAAAUCAUCUUAUAAUGGUCUGAGAAGCUCGCGCACCUCCAUACUUUGGAGCAUGGGGUUGCCAUUUGGCAGAGGGAUCACCCUGAUGUAAGAGCUGUGCCUUUUGCCUUCUUCCAUGAAAAUCUGCUCCAAUCUGGCCAAGUUAUGAGCCUCUGACAAUCUCAGUUUGCAGAUGAUAGUUAGAUUCUUUGAAGAUUUCGUCUGUGAUGAGCACGCUUCAGCGUGGUCUGCAGGUGCUCUCUGAAAUUGCUGCUCCAAGGCUGUGGUUCCAGGGACCAGGAGUGAGACCAGGGACAGUUUCUUGUACCAUAGGGAAGCUGAACUAAGGGUCAUGGGUAACCUUCGUUCUGUCAUUUCCCAGUGCUUGAUGGUGCCACCUUAUCAUUCUUUGUGUUUUCUAUAUAAAUUUCCCUUCGUUUGCCCUGUGCCCAUGUACAGAAAUAAAGUAUCAGUUUCCAUCCAUUACUGUAUACCUCAUAGCAACACAAAUGACUGUCGGGUCUGCUGCAGCAAGCUUACUACAAGAAAUAUCUCUCCAAAUACGAGCACAGUUAUCCUCCGUCCUCCUCUGCCCCACUUCCAA
Molecule: messenger RNA, 4555 nt
Organism: Dermochelys coriacea (leatherback sea turtle)
Lineage: Eukaryota; Metazoa; Chordata; Testudines; Dermochelyidae
Product: cystathionine beta-synthase-like
Exons: 16
Coding region: 448-2121 (557 amino acids)
Cellular component (GO): cytoplasm
Molecular function (GO): cystathionine beta-synthase activity; cysteine synthase activity
Source: RefSeq, a predicted model, not a curated record